Molecule: messenger RNA, 1273 nt
Organism: Prorocentrum cordatum
Lineage: Eukaryota; Dinophyceae; Prorocentrales; Prorocentraceae
Source: the annotation of a GenBank genome assembly
GCCUCGUCCGGCGCCUUCGACCUGGACGCCCACGACGAGAUCAUCUAUCGAAUGGCACGGUGCCGGACUCCUACGACGUCUCCUGGACCUGGUCGGACGUCCGCUGGGCCUCCAGGUGGGACGCGUACCUCAAGAUGACCGGAGGCCAGAUCCACUGGUUUGCGAUCCUCAACUCGGUCCUCAUCCUGGUCUUCCUGUCCGGCAUGGUCGCCAUGAUCCUGCUCAGGAGACCCUGCACCGCGACAUCACGCAGUACAACGAGGUCGCCACGGCAGAAGAGGCCAAGGAGGAGACUGGCUGGAAGUUGGUGCACGGCGACGUGUUCCGCAGGCCGUAUUUCUCGACCCUGCUGUCCGUGUCCGUCGGCUCGGGCAUGCAGGACGUGCUCGGCAUGUCGGUGGUCACGAUGAUCUGCGCUCUGCUGGGGCUGCUGUCGCCGGCGCACCGCGGCGGGCUGCUGCAGUCCAUGAUGCUCUUGUUCACGCUCAUGGGCGUGGUCGCCGGGUACGUGUCCUCGAGGCUGUGCAAAGUCUUCGAGGGCGACGAGGGACGCUGGAAGACCACGACCAUUCUGACAGCAUUCCUGUACCCUGGAUUCUUCUUCUUGAUUUUCUUCGUGCUGAAUCUGAUGAUCUGGGGGCAGAAGGACCGACGAUCUUCCGGAGCCGUGCCGUUCACCACGAUGUUUGCGCUGUUGGUGCUGUGGUUCGGCGUCUCGGUGCCGCUCGUGUUCUUCGGGGCCUACGCUGGCUUCAAGAGGGACGUGAUCGAGCUCCCGGUCCGCACGAACCCGAUCCCGCGGAAGAUCCCGGAGCUGCCCUGGUACUCGAAGCCCGUGUUCACGUCCCUCGUGGGUGGCAUCUUGCCCUUCGGCGCGGUGUUCACAGAGCUUUUCUUCAUCAUGUCCUCCCUGUGGCUGCACCAAUUCUACUACCUAUUCGGUUUCCUGGCGCUGGUGCUGGUGAUCGUGAUCGUGACGUGCGCGGAAAUAUCCAUUGCCCUGACGUACUUCCAGCUGGCUUCCGAGGACUCCGACUACCGCUGGUGGUGGCCGUCCUUCUUUGCCUCUGGCUCGUCGGCGCUGUACGUGUUCUUGUACACGAUCCUCUAUUUCUGGUCCCGUCUGCAGAUCGAGAAGAUGGUGUCGACCAUGCUCUACUUCGGGUACAUGCUCAUCAUGUCGACGCUGUUCUUCGUCCUCACUGGCUCCAUCGGCACGGUCGCGUCCCUAUACUUCACCAGAGCGAUCUACGGAGCCGUGAAGAUCGACUGA